CGCAGUAGAGCUGGACGAGAAGGAGAAGCAGACCCUCUACGACACGCAGUCCGCUUUGAAAGCCUACAAAAACUUUAAGACGUACUCGAACUUUGAGAAAAAAGACGGCUCGCCCGUGCUCACCGACGGGUUCUGCCCGGACCCCUUUAAGCCCUGCCAAAUGUACGAAUUGGUGGUCACGACGGACCAGUCGCUGCCCCACAUCAACGCCGGCGAGAACCUUUCGCUCGAAGAGGGGCCAAGCCUUCCCGCAGUCAAUCUGGUCGACUACGAGGACGCGGGGAACAGUUUCGGAACGGUCGGCAAUUUCCAUGGCGAAUCCGUGAAUUCUACGUUCGUCGACUCCGGCCUGCAGGACCGCAUUCUGUUCGGCGUGCAGGGCGGGAACCUGUCGCACGUGGACAAAAACUUACUGGCGGACGCGAAAGACUAUCUGUCGAGCCAAAACGCGAAGGACCGGCCGCGGCCGCUCGCGCGCGACAUUCUGGAGUGGAAAUUGAUGGGACCGAAGUCGAAAGUCGGCGACGGCCGGCGCGUCGGGGCGAAGCGCGCCCAGCUGUUAACCGGGACGGCGAGCAGCUCCGGCGACGUCGAAACGCAGGAGGGGCCCCCGGCAUUCGGGGUGGCCACCGAGGUGGGCAAGCACAAUCAGAAGAGCAUUUUCGGGAAAUACCAGGCGGAAGCGAGGAUGAUUCCGAAGGAACUGGUAAAGGAGACACUGGAGAAGGGAAAUCUCCAAACGGGCCUGAUCAACGACUAUUACGCGGUGAAAAAGAAAAACCUCGAUGGCAGCCGAAAAUUGAAACAAGUCUUCGACUUGUAGGAAAAAAUCGAGCUGUGAUGAAUGUUGAGAAUUUAAUCGACGUGGAUCACACAGAAGAUGGAGUGGAAGAGAC
Molecule: messenger RNA, 896 nt
Organism: Amoebophrya sp. A120
Lineage: Eukaryota; Dinophyceae; Syndiniales; Amoebophryaceae
Source: the annotation of a GenBank genome assembly